GGCACUUUCCAAAGUAAUGUCGUUCAUUUGGGAAAGUGAAGCUUCAAAGUAAAACUCAUUUCUCAAAAUGAUAUCUCUAUCUCCCUCUCGUUUCCUUCUUUGCUUCAGCAGGGAUGAACUCAACAAAUUGUUGAUGAAAUUUUAGGAGAAAAUUCAAGGUAGAGCUCAUAUCUGAAGGAAUUUUGCUCAAAUUUUUAUCAAAGUUUUAGUUUUCUUCACUCUUUUGGUUUGAGCUAGAGGUAUUUUUUCCCAUCCCUCUUCUAAUUUUUUUCUUGCAAGCUCCGUCCAGCCUUUUUGUUUCUUGAAUUCGGUUGUUUUUAUCGAAAUUUACGAUUAAUCUUUAUGUUUUAUCUGAUUUGAUAUAUGAAGCUUUUGCUUAAGAAAAAAUUGUACAUGGUAACUUAAGUUCAAGGUAGGUACAAUUGAUUUGGUAGUGUGAUUUUUUUAAUGCUUACGUCAACACCAACAACCGUCAACUCUCGUCUUGUUGGUAAGGUGAGAGCUUCAAGGAUUAUUUCAGAUGGAGCACCCUCCACACAAGCACCGCCCGACGAAGGGGGACAGAGAAAGCUACAUGCUUAAAUCUAGGGAUAAACAUUAAGUCCUAGAGAAAACACACUUCUCAGUUCAAGUCAUUCAAUGCUUAAAUCUAGGGAUAAACAUUAAGUCCUAGAGAAAACACACUUCUCAGUUCAAGUCAUUCAAUAAAAUGUGUUUAGCUAUGCUAUCUUAAAUUAAAACAAUCCUACUAACCCUCCAUAAGCCACAAGAGAUAUGCUAUCUUAAAUUAAAGAAAAAAAGAAUAAUUGCCUACAGUGUCUCUUAAAGUCGGUUACCACGCAUAGAUAAUUAAGAAUUGUUGUGUUUUGUGCUUGUAAGUUGUAACUUCCCUAGGAUCUCCAAAAAGAUCUUUCCUUCAAUACCUCAUCUGGUAUCUUUUGAGACUAAUGCUUUAUUUAUAAAUUGAUUUAGCAUGUAGCUUCACUUAUCACAUAUUUGUGUAUGAACUAUUAGUGAUCUUCAUUAAGUUUAUAUAGUUUUAUUCUAUUUCAUCUUUAUGGAAAAAAAAUACAUAUUGGACAUACAUGUACAAAACUAAAAUUUUCUUUAAGGCUGUUUCAUUCUUUUUACUAGCUUGUCUGAACACAGUAUGUAAACUCUCAUCAACUUAGGCUUGCAGGUUGUCAUUGGCAUUAAUUUAGGCUACAAUUUUGGUUACGACAUGUACGUAAAGUUUUCUAUCGAGCCUUUAGAUCCAUUCUGUGAAAUGCUUAAUUUUCAUACCCUUCAUCAAUUUCCUUCUUUUCUUUUUGUUAGUUGUGCAAUUUGUAUUAGUUAUAAUUAUUCAUUUGACUUAUUUUCACAUUUUUAACCGUGCACAACUUAUAUAUACAUGAAACAUUAUAGAAAACAAUGUCUUAUGUUCUUUGAAAUGGUACAGUAGAGUACAUAUUUCUUCUUUCAUUUAGGCCUUGGACCAGAGUAUGAGUUUAUCCUUUCUUGGUUCUUAUUUCUCAAACUUAAGUUGCCAGAGAUUGCCCUUUUUAUUAUUCGUGCCAGUGUAAAUUUGACCUAGCGCUGGAAAGGCAGUGUUUAUUCAGGGAUAGCGGGUGGUGCACGAGAUGCUUUCUUCCAUGGCAUUCCUUCCGUUGUUGUAUCAUAUGACUGCUAUAAUAUGUAAAGAUAAUCAGCCUACCAAUUUAUUUAAAAUAGUUUAGUUGUUCAAUUUUCACUGGUUUCAUGUUACAAUAUCAAACAGUGACAUUAAAUUCACCUGCCCUCUUUCAAUUGGCAAAAUUUUUCCCAUGCUAACAGUGCUUUCCGUGACAUUUCUUCCUUCACAGUCCAAAGGUAUCUCUUUAGGACAACUUCAAGCAUUUGAAUAACUUUCUUUGGCAACUAAGAUCUGAAUUCAGAAUGUUUGUAUAAAGAUAAAUACACUCUUAAUCAUUUCUGUUACACUUUACGAACAAAGAGAAAACAAGUGGCAACCUUAUUUGCUCGGGCUCUUAAUAUAAAUCAAACGAAGCAUAUAACACAUAGAAAUCACUGAUGUAAAAAAUCAUAUGUCAGUCGCAAGAAAGUUGGACUCAGCUAUAUGGGUCCUUGUUGACUUUGUUGAUAUGCCCUGAAAUGGUCUAUAAUUUCUUGUUUUCCCUUAAACUGCUGAUGUAAAUGAUGGUUGGAAGCACUAGUUGAUCACUAACUAUUAACAAUAUAAUUAUGUUAGUGUGUUAGUUAUGUUAAUUAGAAUGUUAGUUAAAUGUCACAUCAAGUUAGUUAGAGUUUGAAAGUUAGUUAGUCACACAUUUUGCAUUUUACAUCUUUGUAUUUGUUGAACACAAAACUCCAAUUCUUUUGUAUAUAUAUUGAAGUAAUCAAUACAGAAAAGGAUGUUUUUCCAUCUUCUUCAAAUCAGUAUCUUUAAAUCUCUUCUUCUUCUUCUUAAUCGACUGCCAUGGCUUCACAUUGUUUUGGUGUAGAUGAUCACCAUUGUUGAGCAUUUUAACAUGGUAUUAGAGCAAGGCUACUCUUCCUGUUUCUGAUCUGAAUCUUCUAUUGAUUCUUCUUUGUUUAGUUGAUUUUCUUGGGUCCAGUCGAUUCUUCAUCAUGACAGGUUCUGAAAAUGUUCCGUCAGCACAAGGAACUUCUGUUAAUAUUGAUGCACACAACACUCUCUACAUACAUCCUUCGGAUAGCCCUGGUAUGGUACUGGUUCUAGUUCAAUUUUAUGGAACAGGAUAUAGAUCCUAGAGAGGGGGAGUUAUGAGAGCUUUAUCAAUGAAGAACAAGCUUGGAUUCAUCGAUGGUAACUGUGUUAAACCAGCUGCAAAUUCAAACCAGUCGCAUCAAUGGCAGAGAUGUGAUGAUAUGGUAACUUCCUGGAUCCUAAACUCUCUUACUAAGGAAAUUGCAGAUAGUGUAGAGUAUGUUAGUGAUUCAGUGGAACUUUGGAAGGAACUUGAAGAUAGUUAUGAUCAAACGAAUGAAGCAAAGUAAUAUCAAAUUCAAAAGGAGAUUAAUGAUCUCACACAGGGAAGUUUGGACAUCACAGUCUAUUACACUAGAAUGAAAAAGCUUUGGGAAGAGUUGAGUACUUUUAAUUUAAAGAAUCAGUGUUCUUGUGCUUGUAAUUGUGGAGCCAAGGAUGGAUUGUACAGAGCAGAACAAGAUAGACGUUUCAUAAAAUUUUUAAUGGGAAUGAAUGAAGUGUAUACUGUGAUAAGAGGCAACAUUCUUAUGAUGAAUCCUCUUCCAACAAUGGCACAGGCUUUCUCCUUGUUGAUUCAAGAGAAGAAGCAAAGAGAAUUCAAACCUGCUAAUCAAAUUCCUGUGGAAUCAAUUUCUUUGAAUGUGAACUCAUCUAAUAAUAAUGGAAAGGGAUCAACAGGAAGGAACUACAAAGCAUCAUUCUCUAAUGAUAAAUACUCUGGAAAUACUUCAGGAAAUAACAACAAUUAUGGAGGGUCCAACUAUUUUCCAGGUAAUAGUAGCAAUAGAAGUGCUAUGGUUUGUAGUUACUGCAAAAAGACAGGACAUAUCAGGGAGAAAUGUUAUAAGUUGAUUGGAUAUCCUAAUCAGACUAACAGGAACAAUGGAUCUCAUGCAAGGCAGAACACUAAUCAUGAAUAUAGAGGAAGGAGAGUUGUAGCUAAUGUUCAUGGAUCUUCUGAUGAUAUGAUAUCUGCACAAGGAGAAGAUUGUAUGCAGGGUAAUAAGAAUCAAAAGAUCACAGUUACUAAAGAUCAAUAUGAUAACAUGAUAAAACUUUUGCAGAAUUUUCGAGUUGAAGGAGCCGAUUUAAAGAAUUCAAACAUGGAAGCUGGUUCUGUGAAUUUUGCAGAGGCCCCUUUAGUGAAGAGGCCUCAGGUGCUUGGUAGUAGCAGAGAAGGACUUUAUUUUCUUUGUUCAAGAUGUCUGAAGAAUCCUGCUAAGUCCACCACAUGUUGCUGCAUAUCUCACAACAAUCAUAAUUCUUCUUUGUCUAGCAAUAGUGGUCAGGUUACAAAUAAAGCCUUACAUGAUAAUAACAAAUGUACUGAUCCGACUGUAUGUUCUUCUACUUCUGAUACUAUAUCUACUGAACAUGGUGUAGACCUAUUCUGGAAUAAUAUACUUGGCCAUGUGCCUUUUGUGAAAAUGAGGAAAAUACCUACAAUCCCAGCUAGUUUUUCAAACAAACAACCUUUUAUGUGUACAAUCUGUCCUAUGGCAAGACAAGAAAGAUUACCUUUUAGUCAAAGUGUCACACAUUCAAAUUCCAUUUUUGAACUUCUUCAUGUUGAUAUAUGGGGUCCUUAUCAUACACCUACCCAUGACAACUACAAAUAUUUCAUCAUUAUAGUGAGAUUACCUGCAGGGAAACAAGCAAUUGGAUGUAAAUGGGUGUAUAAAGUGAAGCAUAUAUCUGAUGGUAGCACUGAAAGGUUUAAAACCAGACUAGUAGUUAAAGGCUAUACUCAACAAGCUGGUGUAGAUUAUACAGAGACAUAUUCUCCAGUGGUAAAAAUGACCACUGUGAGGACCUUGAUUGCAUGUGCUGUUAAAAAGGGUUGGGAUAUGUUUCAGCUUGAUGUGAACAAUGCCUUUCUUCAUGGUGAUCUUCAUGAGGAAGUAUACAUGAAACCACCACAAGGGCUUACUGUGGAUGAUUUAAGCUUAGUGUGCAAGCUCAACAAGUCUCUUUAUGGUCUAAAACAGGCUAGUCGACCAUGGUAUGCCAAGUUGACUGAAGCUUUAUCACUCAGAGGAUAUGUACAUUCACAUCAUGAUUACUCACUUUUCUACAGAAAGGCUGGUGCCUUAGUUGUUUUGUUGUAGUCUAUGUUGAUGAUGAUAUUCUCACAGGAACAAACACUACUGAGAUUACAGAAUUAAUGGCUUGCUUGGAUAGCACUUUUAAGAUUAAAGAUCUUGGUCGAUUGCAUUAUUUUCUGGGAUUAGAGAUACUUGACAUACCAGGAGGGGUACUUGUCUCCCAGAGGAAGUUUGUAUUAGAUUUUCUAAAAUAAUAUGACUGUUAUAGUCAUAGUUCACUUACAUCUUCUCUUGAUCCAAAUAUCAAAUAAAGAGACAAAGAAGGAACUCCACUGCCUCAUCCCACAUACUACAGAAAAUUAGUGGGAAAUUGAAUUUUCUUACCAACACUAGAUUGGACAUAGCAUUCACUGUUUAACAUUUGAGCCAAUUCAUACAAGAUCCCAGAACUCCACAUCUGCAGGCAGCAUUUCAUCUUCUUAGGUACUUGAAACAAGAUCCAACUCUGGGCCUUCAUUUAACCAAAGAUCCUGAUUGCUCAAUCAAAGCAUAUUGUGAUUCAGACUGGGCAUCUUGUCCAGACUCAAGAAGAUCAGUCAGUGGUUAUUUGGUUUUACUUGAAAACAGUCCAAUCAGUUGGAAAUCAAAUAAGCAGGAAACCAUCUCACUAUCUUCUGUAGAAGCAGAAUAUAGAUCCAUCAGGAAGGUUGUAGGUGAACUGGUUUGGCUUCACAGGUUGAUAAAUGAGCUAACUAUAUCUGAUUCUUCACCAAUCCGUGUCUUUUGUGAUAGUCAGGCUGCUAUCCACAUAGCUCACAAUCCUAUUUUCCACGAAAGAACCAAACAUAUUGAAGUCGAUUGUCACUUCGUAAGCAGUAAACUUCAGGAGGGGCUCAUUUCACUACAUCAUAUUUCCACUACUAAACAGCUAGCAGACAUACUCACAAAGGCCCUUAGUGGAGUUAAACAUUCAGCAUUACUAAACAAGUUGGCUGUAAGAUCAUCACCGCCAACUUGAGGAGGGGUAUUAACAAUAUAAUUAUGUUAGUUUGUUAGUUAUGUUAGUUAGAAUGUUAGUUAGAAUGUUAGAUAGAUGUCACAUCAAGUUAGUUAGAGGUUGAAAGUUAUUUAGUCACAUAUUUUGCAUUUUACAUCUUUGUAUUUGUUGAACACAAAACUCCAAUUCUCUUGUAUAUAUAUUGAAGUAAUCAAUACAGAAA
Molecule: messenger RNA, 5978 nt
Organism: Solanum lycopersicum (tomato)
Lineage: Eukaryota; Viridiplantae; Streptophyta; Magnoliopsida; Solanales; Solanaceae
Molecular function (GO): nucleic acid binding; zinc ion binding
Source: RefSeq, a predicted model, not a curated record